AUGAAAUAUAGACCAUACGUCACUAAUGUGCGCCAGCGGUGAACAUGGCGAGCAGUAAAAGAAGUGCGCUUCUGUCUUCACUAGCUGCAUAUGGGGAUGAUUCAGAGCAGGAUUCAGAUCCAGACACAGAUGAUCAAGAAUCAGAAUCUCAUGGUGGAUUGGUGUCGGCUAGUUACGGAGAGGAUGACUUGAGUCGUGUGGAGGAGGCAGAGGAGAAGCCCUCGGAAAAUGAGGAUAGUGAUGAGGACAGCACUAGAAAUUCGGAAGAGGAGGAGUCAGACUCAGGGCGGCCCCAAGAUGAUGUGAAGGAUGUCCUGGAAGUGGAGGUUAAAGACCCCAAUGAGCUUGUUGCACAGUUUUCGGAGAAGGUUCGGAACAUGUCUCCUGACGAGAUCAGAAUUCCUCCUGAACCUGCCGGGCGUUGUUCCAGUCAUCUGCAGGAAAAGAUCUUUAAACUUUAUGAACGGAAGCUUCAUGGAGACUUUGAUACAAACAGCCAUAUUCAAAUGAAGAAAGAGUUUCGCAACCCAAGUAUUUAUGAGAAGCUAAUCCAGUUCUGUGGAAUUGAUGAACUUGGAACCAAUUAUCCAAAAGACAUGUUUGACCCCCAUGGCUGGUCAGAGGAUUCGUAUUAUGAGGCUCUGGCCAAAGCUCAGAAGGUGGAGAUGGACAAGCUGGAAAAAGCCAAAAAGGAAAAGACCAAGAUUGAAUUUGUGACGGGCACUAAAAAAGGCACCACUUCUAAUGCAGCAGCUCUGGCCACAAAUGCAACAACUGCCUCAUCCACAGAUGCUCAGAAGAGGAAGAGCAAGUGGGAUUCAGCAGUGCCAGUAACCCUGGCACAACCCGCCCUCCUCACCACCACUGCCACCCUCCCUGGAGUCGUCUCUGUGACCACAACAGCCAGCGGCACCAAGACCACUGUCAUCUCUGCUGUGGGAACCAUUCAAAAAAAAGCUAAGCAAUGACAUGGGAAAAAGUGUUGAAAAUCAGUUUAAUAACAGCCGGUUUUAACUGUCUGGACAACUGGAAUGGAUGGUCUUUAUCUCAUUUUCACAAAGAGACUAUUUUGGAAAUAUCUUUAUAACGGCAUAAUUGUACCAGCCAUUUUGUGUUUCACUUUAUCUAGCUAUUUUAAAUGCAUUCAUCCGAUGGUUGAUACUUUUUUGUAUUUAAACUUCUUGGUUGUCUUUGCCCAGAUGUUUUGCAUUGAUUUCAUGUAUGUAAAAACUAUCCUGCAGCUGUCAUGCAUUGCAAGUCAUCUGAGCUUUCAUGUCUAACAUAUGAAAACUCUUUCAAACUUGGAACAAUUUUAGUAGUUUUGCAUUUUUAUUUUUUUCUUUUAGUAAUCAUUCAUUGUUUGAUAGAUGACCAGUCAGGUUUGCCUUCUAUCCGUUUCCAUUUUCAUGUUUUGGAUGGGUCACGUCACACAGAACACCAGUUAAACAUCACUGGAGUAUUCAAUCGGUAUUUUAUUACAACUGAUCAGGGCUAAUUGACUGUAUUAUUGGAUUUAUUGUGUAGACAGAUGGUGGUCUUAUAAUUUAGUGCAAGUUCAUUUUUACAAUUUUUUUUUUUCUGUCAUUUCUCUCUUUUAUUUAAUUUUAGCAAUGCAAGUAGGUUUUUUUUAAACAUGUAUGUAUUAAAAUGACUCUGUGGCUCAGCAGUGUAGAAAUAAAUGUUUUUUUUUUUUUGUAAAA
Messenger RNA from Pimephales promelas (fathead minnow), 1700 nucleotides. It is a transcript of the gene sap30bp, whose product is annotated as SAP30 binding protein. Lineage: Eukaryota; Metazoa; Chordata; Actinopteri; Cypriniformes; Leuciscidae. Gene Ontology annotation, biological process: regulation of DNA-templated transcription. Gene Ontology annotation, cellular component: nucleus. The record is from RefSeq and is a predicted model, not a curated record.